AUGUCGACUUCAUUGCAACCGACGGUCAGAUCUCGCGUCUCGUGUUUCCAUUGUCGCGACAGUAAGCGACGCUGUGACAAGUCAUUGCCUGCAUGCCAGCUCUGUCGUCGCAAAGACCUAGAAUGUCGCUAUCCCCGGCGGCGCGGUCAGAGGGCCGCUUCACCGAUUGAUAAUGCGCCUAAUAUAGAUGACGCUGCCGCAAGGAGGAGCUCACACAACAGCAAUCAAGAUACGGUCCAAUCCGAAAAGGCAGAAGAGCUGCGCAACGCCAGGGCCAUUCAUUUCCUGGCACCAGUCCUCUUUCGCGAUCUCCAUCUUCAACUGCCACGUAUGGAAUGGGAUAUGCCAGCUGAGAUCGAAGUCCAACUUGGGGGUCGUCAGCAAAUGCAAGCCACUACCAAAGCCUUUCUUCAGUUGACGAGGUCAUGGAUGCUUAUAGUCAACGGGAAGCGCCAUCUAGCCGCCGUCUUGAAUCCGCUGGCCCCGCUACGGCGUCCAACUGCCCUCCUAGCUUUAUGCAUGAAGCUAUGCUGCCUUUCAGUCGAUGAAACAGAAGAAAAGCGCGUGCUAUACGACCUUGUGAAGAAAUUAUAUGCAGAAGUUGAGGCCCAGGAGGACUCGUGCGUUCAAGUCAUGCAGGCGGCGGUCUUCAUUGCAGUCUUCGAGAUGGGCGAUGCAAUCUUCCCGGCUGCUUACCUGACUGUCGGUGCUUUGGCAAGGUAUGGCAUAGCUAUGGGAAUGGACAAGAUCAACCAGGAUGCACUAGGUACGAACUGCGGUGCAGCCAUAGGCGCAUCGUGGGCGGAUAUUGAAGAAUUGAGGAGGGUUUGGUGGGGCACAUUGAUCCUCGAUCGCUUAGUCAACGUGUCUCAACCUUCUCGUGGCUUAAGCACGGCUGAUCCCUCAUUCGAGGACUUUCUCCCCGUUGACGAUGAAGUCUUUUACAAACAAUCGUCUUCGCCCGAAUGUGCCACUCGCAUAUCUGAGGGGUUUACCUUCAAGAUGGGGUCUUUCGCACGGUUAUGUCAAGCCACCCAUCUCAUCAGCAAGUCUCUCGCAUUCUGUCGCGUUGCUUCCAAUAGCAGCGAAACCGUGUCACAGAACAGUCCGCCUGAGGAAGUGAGACAGCUCUGCCGCACACUGGAGUCCCUAGUCCGCGUCAACGAACUCGAAGUGACCAGUCGUCAGCUGGCUUUCUGUAGUCAAAGCUCUGUUUCGCACCUUGGGAUUCUGCUACUGCAGCAGCACUAUUGGCGACGCGCUGGCCACGAGUCGGAACAUGAUUCGACACCUAAUAUCUUCCCAGAAACAAUCUCAGCACUCGAAGCUCUGGAUCGCAUCUCGAAGACCCUACGCGAAGGCGGCUACGACUUAUGGCAACAUCUUGAAGACGGGCGAUGCUCUCUGUUCCUAGUUGAACUGGCCUACCAAGGCAUGCUAGUUUUGUUACGAAUGGGUGAAGUAUGGCUUGCGGAAGACGUUCAGAGCAAGAAGGAAUCUCUAGGCUGGCUUCUCUCGCACGUGGGGAAGCGGUGGCCACUCGUCGUAUACUGGCUGUUGAAGAUGCCUUAA
Molecule: messenger RNA, 1572 nt
Organism: Fusarium mangiferae
Lineage: Eukaryota; Fungi; Ascomycota; Sordariomycetes; Hypocreales; Nectriaceae
Exons: 5
Coding region: 1-1572 (523 amino acids)
Biological process (GO): regulation of DNA-templated transcription; DNA-templated transcription
Cellular component (GO): nucleus
Molecular function (GO): DNA-binding transcription factor activity, RNA polymerase II-specific; DNA binding; zinc ion binding
Source: RefSeq, a predicted model, not a curated record